Apodemus sylvaticus (European woodmouse) is the source of this 2328-nucleotide messenger RNA. RefSeq names its product cysteine sulfinic acid decarboxylase (gene Csad). Gene Ontology annotation, cellular component: cytoplasm. Gene Ontology annotation, molecular function: pyridoxal phosphate binding; sulfinoalanine decarboxylase activity. The transcript has 15 exons. Lineage: Eukaryota; Metazoa; Chordata; Mammalia; Rodentia; Muridae. Gene Ontology annotation, biological process: carboxylic acid metabolic process. Bases 223 to 1704 code for a protein of 493 amino acids. The record is from RefSeq and is a predicted model, not a curated record.
GGCUAAUGAUUAUGCAGGGAACUUCACUGCUGUCCCUGUCCCAAAUCUGUAAAAGUUCUCUUUCGGGCAAGGGUCAUGAGAGUAAUGCCACUGCCAUGUGACUCUGGCUUUACCCCGCUCCCUCUGCUGUCUUAGUCCUAUUCUGAAAAGUCCAUUGUGUACCUUGUCAUCAGCUCGUCUGAACCUUCUCUGAACCCUCCUGAGCUGGAAGAUUUCAUCCUGAUGGCUGACUCAAAACAACUCAGGACCAUGGAUGGGGACCCUAUGGCUGUGGAGGCCUUGCUCCGGGACGUGUUUGGGAUUGUUGUAGAUGAGGCCAUUCGGAAGGGGACCAGUGCCUCUGAGAAGGUCUGUGAAUGGAAGGAGCCUGAAGAGCUCAAGCAGCUGCUGGAUUUGGAGCUGCAGAGCCAGGGCGAGUCUCAGGAGCAGAUCCUGGAGCGCUGCCGGGCUGUGAUUCACUACAGUGUCAAGACUGGUCACCCCCGGUUCUUCAACCAGCUCUUCUCAGGGUUAGAUCCCCAUGCUCUGGCUGGGCGCAUCAUUACGGAGAGCCUCAAUACCAGCCAGUACACAUAUGAGAUUGCCCCCGUGUUUGUGCUCAUGGAAGAGGAGGUGCUGAAGAAACUCCGUGCCCUGGUGGGCUGGAACUCUGGGGAUGGGGUCUUCUGUCCUGGUGGCUCCAUCUCUAACAUGUACGCCAUGAACUUGGCCCGCUUUCAGCGCUACCCAGACUGCAAGCAGAGGGGCCUCCGCGCCCUGCCACCCUUGGCUCUCUUCACUUCAAAGGAGUGCCACUACUCCAUCACCAAGGGAGCGGCUUUUCUGGGACUUGGCACCGACAGUGUCCGAGUGGUCAAGGCUGAUGAGAGAGGGAAAAUGAUCCCUGAGGAUCUGGAGAGGCAGAUCAGUCUGGCAGAGGCUGAGGGCUCUGUGCCAUUUCUGGUCAGUGCCACCUCAGGUACCACCGUGCUAGGGGCCUUUGACCCCCUGGAUGCAAUUGCUGAUGUUUGCCAGCGCCACGGACUGUGGUUACAUGUGGAUGCCGCCUGGGGUGGGAGCGUCCUGCUGUCUCGGACACACAGGCAUCUCCUGGAUGGGAUCCAGAGGGCUGACUCCGUGGCCUGGAACCCUCACAAGCUUCUCGCCGCAGGGCUGCAGUGCUCUGCCCUUCUUCUCCGGGACACCUCGAACCUGCUCAAGCGCUGCCAUGGGUCCCAGGCCAGCUACCUGUUCCAGCAAGACAAGUUCUACGAUGUGACUCUGGACACCGGAGACAAGGUGGUGCAGUGUGGCCGCCGUGUGGAUUGUCUGAAGCUGUGGCUCAUGUGGAAGGCACAGGGUGGGCAAGGGCUGGAGCGGCGCAUCGACCAGGCCUUUGCUCUCACCCGGUACUUGGUGGAGGAGAUUAAAAAGCGGGAAGGAUUUGAGUUGGUCCUGGAGCCUGAGUUCGUCAACGUGUGCUUCUGGUUUGUGCCUCCCAGCCUGCGGGGGAAGAAGGAGAGUCCAGAUUACAGCCAAAGGCUGUCUCAGGUGGCCCCUGCACUCAAGGAGCGCAUGGUGAAGAAGGGGACCAUGAUGAUCGGCUACCAGCCCCAUGGGACCCGGGCCAACUUCUUCCGGAUGGUGGUGGCCAACCCCAUACUGGCCCAGGCCGACAUAGAUUUCCUUCUAGGCGAGCUGGAGCGCCUGGGCCAGGACCUGUGAGCUACUUCCUCUCUGCCCCACCCAAGCUCUGCAUAAUCUCCUGGGUUCUCAAAAGCACCUUUCUAGGAAACAGUGGCCUUGACCAUGUGUGCUCCCACACACUAACUCUCCCAGCUAAGUACUUGCUGUCAGGAGGGUAUCUCAGCACACUACAGUAUGCUCUUACGAAAUACGCUUUUGUUAAGUUGGGCAUAGGGGCACACACCUUUAACACCAGCACUGGGGAGGCAGAGGCAGACACAGGCAGAUCUCUGAGUUUGAAGCCAGCCUGGAUUACAGAGCUGGGCUACACAGAGAAACCCUCCCCCCACCAAAAAAAAAGAAAAGAAAAAUAUUUUUAACUAAAAUUAAUGUUUACAAAUAAUUUUUAUUAAUAUGAGAGAAAUGGUAUGAUGUAUUAAGAAAGCUGGAUAUGAGUUUAUAUAUCAUGGUAUCUGAGUUAUGCUAAAAAUUACAUAGGAAAAGGUGGUGGGUGGAACUGUGCCAAAGGUCAGCAGUUGUCCCUGGAAUGGGAUAAUAGGCUGUUCCCAAAUCAACCUUUUGGACCUUCUGUGCGUCCCCAUUUUAUUAUGUAACAACAUUACAUACUUCUGAAAUAGGACAAUAAAGCUGCAGUUUCUGUUA